This is a messenger RNA of Astyanax mexicanus (Mexican tetra), 3249 nucleotides long. RefSeq names its product 3-phosphoinositide dependent protein kinase 1b (gene pdpk1b). Gene Ontology annotation, biological process: peptidyl-serine phosphorylation; intracellular signal transduction. The transcript has 14 exons. The record is from RefSeq and is a predicted model, not a curated record. NCBI's taxonomy places the organism in Eukaryota, Metazoa, Chordata, Actinopteri, Characiformes, Acestrorhamphidae. Bases 402 to 1943 code for a protein of 513 amino acids. Gene Ontology annotation, molecular function: protein serine/threonine kinase activity; ATP binding.
UUACGUGUGUUAAUUAUGGACGCUGGGCGGUUUAACCCGGCGCGGGCUGUGUUUUAGUAUUAUAUUAAUAAUCCGCUGAAGCUGAGAUAAGCUGUUGAAUGAAAGUCCACCGUCUCUUUUAAAAUGUAGUAGAUUAGCUCGCUAGCUAAAUGCGGCAAAACAAACUGUGCUAGCUAGUUUAGCUUACAUUCGGGAGGUAAGCUAAGCUGUUAGUUAGCCACACCGCUAACCGUCAACUUAAGUACGAUAGGGCUAGGUUAGUUAACUUAGCUAUUUCUUUUUUAUAAACUGUGUUUUUUUUUUAAACAUAACCAACCGGUCAAGCCCUGUCUGUGGUCAGGCGACCAUACUGGUAUGAUGUUGUACCCAUCCACUCCUCUGGUCUCUGCCCCUGUCCAUCCAUGGUAAGAGGUCAGCAGGAAACGCCUCGUCUUCACGGCACCAGCAUGGAAGGCCAGGCCCCUCCCUCCCAGCCAGCUCAGCCACGCAAGAAGAGGCCUGAGGAUUUUAAAUUUGGCAAAAUAUUGGGAGAGGGCUCCUUCUCUACGGUUGUCCUUGCGAAAGAACAUUCAACGGGGAAAGAAUAUGCAAUUAAGAUCCUGGAAAAGCGCCACAUAAUGAAGGAGAACAAGGCGCAAUACGUGAAGAGAGAGAGGGAUGUGAUGUCAAUCCUGGAUCACCCUUUCUUCGUCAAGCUGUACUUCACCUUCCAGGAUGAGGAGAAGCUCUAUUUUGGUUUGAGUUAUGCUAAGAAUGGAGAAUUGUUAAAGUACAUCCGCAAGAUUGGCUCUUUUGAUGAGACCUGCACAAGAUUCUACUCUGCAGAGAUUGUCUGUGCACUUGAGUACCUGCAUCAGAAAGGCAUCAUCCAUAGAGAUCUGAAACCAGAGAAUAUUCUGCUCAGCGAGGAGAUGCACAUUCAGAUCACAGACUUCGGCACAGCCAAACAGCUGUCCUCUGACAGCAGGCAGGCUCGAGCAAACUCAUUUGUUGGUACGGCUCAGUAUGUGUCCCCAGAGUUACUGACUGAGAAAUCUGCCUGUAAGAGUUCGGAUCUUUGGGCGUUAGGCUGCAUUAUUUACCAGUUGGUUGCUGGAUUACCACCAUUCAGAGCGGGAAAUGAGUACCUCAUAUUCCAAAAGAUUAUUAAAUUAGAGUACGAGUUUCCUGAGAAAUUCUUCCCCAAAGCAAAGAAUCUAGUGGAACAACUUUUGUUAUUGGAUCCUUGCAAGCGGAUUGGCUGUGAGGAGAUGGGCGGGUACGAGCCGCUGAAGUCCCACCCUUUCUUUGAGUCGAUAAGCUGGGACGACUUGCACCUGCAAACUCCACCCAAGCUUACUCCCUACCUGCCUGCUAUGUCCGAGGACGACGAGGACUGCUAUGGAAACUAUGAUGACCUUUUAAGCCAGUUCAGCAGCAUGCAAGUGGCUCAGCCUGGCCCCACGCCCUCAGCUGAUGAGCCUUCUGAGAGUCUUCUUCCUGUAUGUAACCCUGCCCCAAGCGUGGAUCAGUUCAUCCAUAUUCAUGAGCUAGACAGUAACAGCAUGGAGCUGGACCUGCAAUUCAGUGAAGAGGAAAAGCGUCUCCUGCUGGACAAACAAAGCGCUGCAAACCCAUGGCACCAGUUUGUUGAGAAUAACCUCAUCUUUAAGAUGGGCCCCGUUGACAAGCGUAAAGGUCUGUUUGCACGGCGCAGGCAGCUGCUCCUGACCGAAGGCCCUCAUCUCUACUACGUGGAUCCGGUGAAUAAGGUUCUGAAGGGAGAAAUCCCCUGGUCACCAGAACUUCGGCCUGAAGCCAAAAACUUUAAAACGUUCUUUGUCCACACGCCGAACCGGACCUACUAUCUGAUGGACCCAAGUGGCAACGCUGACAAAUGGUGUAAGAAGAUCCAAGAAGUGUGGAGGACGAUCUACCACAAGCAUCAGAGCCCCAGCUUAUAGGAGCUCUCCUCUACGGCCACAUCCCCAGCAGCCCUUUGACCAAUCACAGAACAUACACACCCCUUGUACAGUCAGCAUUCUCUUUAUCUUAUGCGCUCUCAUUCUCGCUCUCUCCUUCCUUCCCUCCCUCACCCCGCCCCAUCCCCUUUUUUUUUCAAGCCCUGGAUCUCAGUGUAAGGGGUGUGUCCCCUCUGUUUGAUUGGUCUGCGUUUAGAGUUAAGGCGGGUCCUUUGCCCUCAUUGGCCGCAGUAGCUGGUCUAGCUGAUUCUGAUUGGAGGAUGUGGUGUUGAAUUUCUGUGGUGGGAGGUCCUGCUCCUCAAGUCGUUUAUGUUCCGAAUCAAAACUCCUUGAACAAAAAUACAUUACAGGAAAGAAACUCCAUCCCAAUCAUCACCACACCACAACAAUCACUGCAGAACUAUGGGUAAUGUAGUUCUAGAGGUAAAUGCAUCACCCCAGGCCCUGAGCCAAUUGCGCGACUGAUUUUUCAGUUAAUUUUUUUUUCUUUUCGAAACGUCUGCAAUGGGAUAAUGAGUGUGCGUAUGUUUCUGAGUGGAGACGUGUGCGUGUGCAUGUGUGUGUGGAUGGCAGAGAAAGAUUGGUGUGUGCGUGUUUUCGUGCGCUUCCUUCUCACUUGGCCGUUUUUAACAGGAGGGAGCUGGGCACAUGGAUGUGUGGUUUGCGUGCGUGCGAGCGUGUGUCUCCUCUUCCUGGUUGGUAACUGAUGACUGUGAUGUAUAGUUGAUGUAAUAUUGAACUUGGAGGGUGAGUAGAGCGAGGUGACUCUUGGAUCUGGGUUUUGUAUUUUUAUUCUUGUAUAAGGUUAUUGGGCUACUCGGUUCGGGCCCGGCUACUUCUGUGUUAUUUAAAUUCUAAUAUAUGAAAAUCAUAUUUGGAUUGAAGUCAUGUUCGAGGGCCUUGCUGUGUAUGUUUUGAAAUGUAAAGCCUUUGAAUGUGAAGAAUUAUUGUAAACUAUGAUAUUUUACAGCUUUUUUUUCUUACUAUAUCAUAUACAUUUUCUAUUUGCGCAGUGAUUGACUCAUAUUCUGAUAAUUUAAAGCCUGUGCAUUGGCAGACCCCACCAGCGCUGAGGGUGUGUGAGUGUAUGAAAGCGACAGUGUGCUUUUGUGUGUGUGUGUGUGUGUGUGUGUGUGUGUGUGCGCGUGCAAGCAGUUGGUGUGAACGGGCAUGCGUGAGUGGGGUCUGGCUUUGUGUUUGGCGCUGUGUGUAUUUUCCCUCUCAAGCUCAAGAGCUUGAUGACACCUAGAAUUGAAAUAAAGCAUGUAGGGGUUAAGGCCGACAGAAA